AUGAGUAUCCCAAAUUUAAUUACUGAAUCUCAAGUAAAGACAACAUCCGAAUAAAAGGGUGAAGUUCUGAUUUUAAAGUUAUUGUUGAAGACAAUAAGAAUAGAAUGUUCUUAUGAAUCAGAUGCAAUCAGAGUUAAGGAACGUUUUAAUAAAACAUUUAUAAUGAUGUCCAAGAUCUCAGUUGAUUUUGCUAAUAUUGUGGAUGGCCCUGCCCUCCCUAAAGUUUGGUCAAGACAUACUCCUGGAUCAUCAGCAUUCUAAGAAAUUCACAAUAUCUAAGAACCACCAUUCGCAAAAAAGAUGAAGGAAAUAAAGAACAUGAAUGAGAAAUAGAACAAGAAACCCCUAAAUAUGAUGAAAAAUCGAAGAAAUUUUAAGAGUUCUUAUAAUUAAUGA
This is a messenger RNA of Paramecium tetraurelia, 396 nucleotides long. RefSeq lists its product as uncharacterized. The transcript has 2 exons. The record is from RefSeq and is a predicted model, not a curated record. Lineage: Eukaryota; Ciliophora; Oligohymenophorea; Peniculida; Parameciidae.